CACUUCCAGAAGUUCUUGCAAAUUUGAAUCGUUACGUUUCAAUAAUGCGUUCAAAACGUAAACGCAUCUCAUCUGACGAAGAUGAGGAUGCCACAGAUGACCAGUCUGGUAGUGAGCGGCCGGUGAAGAGACAGAAGCAUAAAAACAAAGCUGGUACAAAACAUUGGUCCCUGGAAGACGUUGCUGUGUUGCUGGACAAGGUGCGUGCUGUCCUGCCGAAACACGACACUGUAAGAUACGCACUUCAGUUGAACAGACUGGACUGGGAGGCUGUGUCGUUCAACUCAUACUCAGCGGACCUCUGCAAACAGAAGUUUUCUUACAUCAUGGAAAAGAUUCGUCACAACCAAACGCUGAGUGAGCUGGUUGCGUCCGGUACAGACAUGAUACAGGCACGCCCACAGCUCUUUAGAGACGACCAGUCUUACACGGAUCUGCCGAAGAAGCCAUUGUCGUCAUAUUUUCAUUUCCUGGCUGAUAAACGACAGAAGCUGAAGUCAAGUCACCCGGACUUGAACAGCGUCGAGCUCACGAAACUGCUGUCUGCGAAGUACAACAGUUUGUCGCCAAAAAAGAAGAGGAAAUACCUGAAAAUGGCCCAGGCUUCGAAAGAAGAAUAUGAGAAUAAGAUGACGGCAUUCAGGACUGAACACCCCGAGUUUGAGGUCAAAUCGAAAGGACUUUUCUCCGAUGCUCCGAAGAUACCGACACCUCUAGCAUUAUUCACCAAGAGGAAACUGAGUUCUGUUAGAGAAUCAUUUCCAGAGGAGCCGGAUGAACACUGUAAAGGCCGGUGUAAAGAGAUGUGGGCUGAGCUAAAGAAUAAGAAGAAACUCAAGUGGAUCAGGAAGGCGGCCGCAGCAUGGCCUCAGUUUGUGGAAGAAAUGGAUGCUUACAUUAAAAAGUACCCCAGUUUCCCUGUUAAACCUCAGAGUCUCUUUACGGCAGAAGAACAGCGCUUAAAAGAUAAGGAUGAUGGGAAGCCUCCAAAACCUCCACGGAAUGGAUUCUACCUGUUCAUGCAGGAGGGAAAGGAACACAGUGAUGGGAAUGAGUCACUUCCUGAGUUGAGGGAGCGGUGGAAAAACUUACCAAAAGAAACACAGAAGCUUUAUUCUGAUCAAGCAAAACAGGCCCAAGAAGACUACAACAAUGCUUAUGAAGACUACCUAGAGCGAGUGGGGGAGGUGCAGUACACUAUAGGGAAGAAGAUCAGUCAUGGUGCACAAGGUGUUAAGGGUGCAAAAGUCAAAAUGUUCACGAAAAUUAAGACAUGUCCUGAUGAUGAUGAUGAUGUACAGAAUAACAACUUGAACAACGUCGAUAUGCUGGGUAGAAGCGACUCGGAUAAUGACCUCGACGACAAGGAAGAGAAACCAGGACCAACGUCCAAGCAGACGAUGAUCACCAAUUACAUUACUGGAAAGAAGAUUCAAAAUGAGAAAAAAGUUCCAAAGACUUUUCCUGGAGAACCACCUAGACCUGUGAAAAGUGCCUAUCAGUUGUUUUGCAAGGACUGGCUGUCAUCGUUGAAUGACGUUCCACACAAGGAGAGGAUGCAGGAGAUCGCGCGCCGCUGGAAAGAGGUUACAUCAGAGGAGAAACACAAACUACAGGAGCGAGUGGAAAAACAGAAACACAGAUACAAGAAGAAACUGAAACAUUUCAAAGAGUCGCUGACACCGGAAGAGCUGGAGUAUUUUGAUGUGGUUAUCGCAAGGCGAACAGGAGCAAAAGGAAAGUCUAAACAGUCGAAGGUGAACUAAAUGCUUUCUAGUUAUUGUGGAGGUA
This is a messenger RNA of Gigantopelta aegis, 1791 nucleotides long. Its product is annotated as nucleolar transcription factor 1-A-like. The transcript has 16 exons. The record is from RefSeq and is a predicted model, not a curated record. Bases 45 to 1766 code for a protein of 573 amino acids. NCBI's taxonomy places the organism in Eukaryota, Metazoa, Mollusca, Gastropoda, Neomphalida, Peltospiridae.